GUAGGCGGCGGCGGUGGCGGCGGCGGCGGUGGCGGCGGUGGCGGCGGCGAAAGAGCGGCCCGGGCGGCCUCGGAGCUGGGCUGCACAGAGCGGCUGCCGGAGCCGAGGAACGAGCUUCUUGGCGCUGGUUUUGAGAUGAUGGGAUUGGGAAACGGGCGUCGCAGCAUGAAGUCGCCUCCCCUUGUUCUGGCUGCCCUGGUGGCCUGCAUCAUUGUCUUGGGCUUCAACUACUGGAUUGCGAGCUCCCGUAGUGUGGACCUCCAGUCACGAAUCCUGGAGCUGGAAGGCAGGGUCCGCAGGGCAGCUGCGGAGAGAGGUGCUGUGGAGUUGAAAAAGAAUGAGUUCCAGGGAGAGCUGGAGAAGCAACGAGAGCAGCUGGACAAGAUCCAGUCUAGCCACAACUUUCAGCUGGAGAGUGUCAACAAGUUAUACCAAGAUGAGAAGGCGGUUUUAGUGAAUAAUAUCACCACAGGUGAGAGGCUCAUCAGAGAUCUGCAAGACCAGUUAAAGGCCCUGCAGAGGAACUAUGGCAAGCUGCAGCAGGAUGUGCUCCAGUUUCAGAGGAACCAGACCAACCUGGAGCGGAAGUUCUCCUAUGACCUGAGCCAGUGUAUCAACCAGAUGAAAGAGGUGAAGGAGCAGUGUGAAGAGCGAAUAGAAGAGGUCACCAAAAAGGGAAAUGAAGCUAUAGCUUCCAGAGACCUGAGUGAAAAAAAUGACCAAAGACAGCAGCCCCAGGCUGUCAGUGAACCUCAAACCAGACUGCAGGAAGCAGGCCUCCCACAGGCACAGUUGCCACAAGGGAAGGGAAAUGUGCCUGGCAAAGGCAAGUCCCAGACACCAGUUCCCAGUUUAGAGGUGGUUUUGGAUUCGAAGAGACAAGGUAAGAAAGAGGAAACCAAUGAGAUCCAGGUUGUCAGUGAGGAGGAGCCUCAGAGAGACAGCCUGCAGCUGCCCCAAGAACCACACCAAGGACAGGCUGUAGAAAGACCUGUGGGUGGAAGAGGCUUUGGGAGAGCAGAACUCAGCCAAACUGCACAGGUGCCAGAAAAUCAGGAGAGUGAAGACCCAGAGCGGGACCAACUUGUUAUUCGAGAUGGGCAGGAGGAACAGGACACUGCCAGGGAAGGCAAAAACCAGCAAAGACUAGCAGAUGAUGACUACAACAUGGAUGAAAAUGAGGCAGAAUCCGAAACAGACAAGCAGGCAGCCCUUGCGGGGAAUGACAAAAACUUAAAUGUUUUUAAUGUUGAAGACCAGAAGAGAGAUAUCAUAAACUUACUUGAUCAGCAUGAAAAGCAGAAUCAUACACUCUAAAUCAAACUGGAAUCACAUACUACAUAUCAGGACUGAACAGAGAUCACUACAGAAUAUUCACGAGUGACUGAGUACUCAAAACUGUGAAAUGUACUAGGUAAAUUGUACAUCUAAAGAUGAUUAUUGUACAGUUUUAGUAUGUACUUUCUAUAGGAAAAUGUGGUAAGACAGUUUUUUUGGGGGUACUUUUAAAGUGUCUAUGAUAGGAUGUCAAAAUCUGUCACACUUUUCUGGCUAAUAGGGCUAUCAUAAGGUCAACACCAAAAGUAGAAGACAAGUUCUUCUAGUAUGGUGACAAUCAGCACCUCUUUAUUCUGGAAUAUAACUCUGUAGGAGAGUUCCCCUCAUAUGAAGGAGAGAUGGGUUACAUACAGAGAACUCCCUGGGUUCCCUCUGGAGUCCUCUUCUCUACAUACUGUGCCAAGUGCUAGUGCCAGCCCCUUGUUUCUGUUCUCACUGGCACACAGUGAAUGACUAGCUAAUUGAUUCCUAUGAUCAAUGACCUAGAGCUCUGACUGUUAACACAAAAUCAGUAGAAACAGUUUUAAACAAGCCUAAAUACAAAGGUGUUUUAUGUGAGAAUUUUAAAAACACUACUUAAAUAAAAUGUUGUCAUUUCUAAUGUACAAGAGGCUACCUUCCAAGUGACUUAUAAUUUGAACAUUUUUGGUCUUUACUUUCUUUGCUUUCUAUGUGUGAGCAAAGUAAAACCUUCUCCAAUAAGUAUGUAUUGCCAAGUAAUGACUGGAUUAGACUUAACAGAGCUGGUACCUGCAUGCCUACAGCAGAGCAUGGACAUACAGGUACGGCACUGAGAACAGAUGUACACCUGCUCUUACCCAAGUCAAAGAAAAAAGUUGACUGGUGUUGCAGGACACAUGCAGUGUUACAAAUUGGGAAUGGUUAGAAAGGUGAGAGAAAUGCCGUAGUUGUUUUUGUCAUAGUUUUACAUAUUUAGCUCCUGGUAAAUGACUUACAAAACUGAUUUAAAAAUCGAGUUAAUAAAAUGAUUUUAAACAUAA
Messenger RNA from Sciurus carolinensis (gray squirrel), 2339 nucleotides. It is a transcript of the gene Golm1, whose product is annotated as golgi membrane protein 1. The transcript has 10 exons. Gene Ontology annotation, cellular component: Golgi apparatus. Lineage: Eukaryota; Metazoa; Chordata; Mammalia; Rodentia; Sciuridae. The coding region runs from base 136 to 1317 and encodes 393 amino acids. The record is from RefSeq and is a predicted model, not a curated record.